AUUAGCAUUGUGGGUUGGUAAAAAUCCUAAUUGCUUGAUUUAGGGCAUAAGGACAUGCCACAGGAUUCAUUCAUCUAAUAAACACUCGUCGACCCCACCCACACACAAAUCACGCCGCACCAAAAUGGUUCGAUCCUCAGACGAGAACGAGAAGAAGAAUUUGGUCAAGAAGUUAAAAGAUGUUGAAAUUAGUGUCCCGAUCGUUUAUGGAAAUGUAGCAUUCUGGCUUGGAAAGAAGGCAAGCGAGUAUCAAUCUCACAAAUGGACGGUUUAUGUGAGGGGGGCAACUAACGAGGAUCUGAGUGUAGUGGUUAAGAGAGUGGUGUUCCAAUUGCAUUCCAGUUUUAAUAACCCAAUGCGGGUUGUGGAAUCUCCUCCAUUUGAACUAUCAGAGUCUGGCUGGGGUGAAUUUGAAAUCGCUAUUACCCUUCAUUUUCACCCUGAUGUUUCUGACAAACCGCUGCAUUUAUAUCACCACUUGAAGUUAUAUCCGGAGGAUGAUUCAGGUUCCUUGUCAGUUAAGAAACCUGUGGUUGUGGAAUCAUAUGAUGAAGUUGUCUUUGCUGAGCCAUCGGAGGCUUUAUUUGCGCGUGUUCAGAAUCAUCCAGCUGUAAUAGUACCUAGGCUGCCAGCUGGCUUUUCUUUACCCCCUGUUCCAGCCGAGGAUGCAGAUAAAAGGAAGAGAUUUGAUCCCAAAGAUAAUCCUCUUACGCAAUGGUUUACAAAUUUUUCAGAAGCAGACGAGCUUCUUAAACUUGCAGCAGCUCGUCAGCAGGUGCAAGCUCAAAUUGCGAGAGUGAGGCGGCAGUUGAGCUUAAUCGAUGGCCAACAUCAACAGCAGUUAAAACCACCAUCUGAGCUAUAAUAUAAAAAUGUACAUUACUAAUUACUUUACCUUUUAAUUCAAGAGAACACUCAAACCCACCCGUUUAAUUAAUCUGUACCUGUCUGUUUGUAUUGUUGUACUUUUGUAGCUGUAUCUUUUACUGUCUGUCUGUAAGACUAAUUCUAUUGAACAUCAAAUCAAAUAUACUUUAUUUGAAAAA
Messenger RNA from Helianthus annuus (common sunflower), 1046 nucleotides. RefSeq names its product transcription initiation factor TFIID subunit 14b. The record is from RefSeq and is a predicted model, not a curated record. The transcript is spliced from 5 exons. The coding region runs from base 125 to 865 and encodes 246 amino acids. Gene Ontology annotation, biological process: regulation of DNA-templated transcription. Lineage: Eukaryota; Viridiplantae; Streptophyta; Magnoliopsida; Asterales; Asteraceae.